UGUCAAAUAGGAGUUUCUCCUUUCGACUGUCAAUUGAAUGUCUAUAUUGGACGACGUGGACUAYAACUUGGAUUGACACAAGAAUAUACUGAGUUUUUCCCGACCUAAAUAAUGGUUUKCUGUUACUCUUGAACAAUUUCUAACAAAAUAGUUGCUAAUUUAGGAAUGCCAUGCGCCUUUUCAACUACUACUAACAUGCUAGCCAAGUUACUUCGUGAAUUAGCUGUAGUUAGAAACUAGUAGUUAGCAAGUCAGCCAAACACGUUAUGAUUUGGGAACACUAGCUAGCAAAACGUAGCUAACGUUUGCUAGCUAACGAGUUAGAGGACAGUACAAGCUAGUUGCUCACCCUAAAAAACAGUUUAGUUGGUUAAAGUUACUUUUUUUUCCGCUUGACACCAAGACAUUURUUGGUGGUGGCUAACUAGUUAGCGCGUGGUUUUUAUAAAGCAGCUUUACMGCUUUGUAUGCUAGCUAGCUGACCUAGCCAACUAGCUAACGUUAAAGACAUGGGAUUACACCCGUUGGAGUUUAGCGAAUGCUACCUGGACAGUCCCGUUUUCAGGGAGAAAAUAAAGGCACACGAGGCAGAGUUGGACAAAACCAACAGAUUUAUCAAGGAACUCUACAAGGAUGGAAAGAAUCUCAUCAAUGCCACAAAACAGCUUGCUUUGGCCCAGCGCAAGUUUGCCCAGUCCCUGGGAGAAUUCCAGUUUGAGUACAUCGGCGACGCGAAGACCGACGAUGAGAGGUGUAUUGAUGAAUCCUUGCAGGAGUUCUCCAACUUCCUUAAGAACCUGGAAGACCAAAGAGAGCUGAUGAUGAAGAAUAUUACAGAAACGCUAAUGAAACCGCUGGAGAAGUUCAGAAAAGAGCAACUGGGCUCAGCUAAGGCGGAAAGGAAGAAGUAUGAGAAGGAAACUGAGAAGUACUACAGCUCCUUGGAAAAGCUUUUGAACAUGUCAGCAAAGAAGAAGGAACCGCAGCUACAGGAGGCGGACAGCCAGGUGGAGACCAUUAGACAGCACUUCCAGGAGGAGUCUCUGGACUACGUGGUAAAACUGCAGGAGAUCCAGGAGAGGAAGAAGUUUGACUGUGGUGGAGCCAUAUACACUCUUCAUUGUGUCCCAUGUUCUUUCUAUCCCCAGAUGCUGGCGUUCUUUCAGACAGUGUUCACCUUCUACCACCAGGGAUUUGAGCUGGCCAAUGACUUUAACCACUACAAGAAAGCCUUACAGAUCAAUAUACAAAAUUCGACGCACAGCUAGAUGACGUAGGAUUGUCGUUUGUGAAGAAUGCCAUCAACGCCAUUGAGACGCGAGGUAUCAAUGACCAGGGCCUGUACAGAGUGGUGGGGGUCAGCUCCAAAGUCCAGAAGCUCCUUAGCCUAAUGAUCGAUGAGAAGAGUAACGAUGUGGAUCUGUCUACGUGUGAGGACUGGGAUGUGAAAACGAUCACCAGCACGCUAAAGCUGUAUUUGAGGAGUCUUCCUGAGCCACUGAUGACCUAUGGACUCUACAAAGACUUUAUCGCCCCUGCAAAAGGUGGUAGUCCAGAGUCUCGUAGCCAAGCCAUCCACUGCCUGGUCCACAAGCUGCCUGAGAUGAACUGCCUGGUCCUGGGGCUACUGAUGAAACACCUGGCUAYUGUGGCGGCCCACAGUAAGUUGAACCUGAUGACGGUGGCCAACCUGGGUGUGGUGUUUGGUCCCACCCUGAUGCGGCCCCAGGAGGAUACUGUGGCUGCCAUCAUGGACCUCAAGUUCCARAACAUUGUGGUGGAGAUCCUCGUCGAGCAACACGAGAAGAUCUUUGGCGACGUCCCAGGYGCGUCUUCCCCAGGGCUCUCCGCCCCCACCAGGCAGUCCAAGAAACUGUCGGUUCGACAGAACCGUCCCCUUGCCGUCUAUAACCCAAAGACCGUGGACCUGCAGACAGUGUUACCGACGUCACCUGAUGUCGGUUCCAACUCGGAUGAGGCGUCGCUAGGCAGCAACGAGUCGGUGUCGUCCCAGUCGACUGCCUCGGGGACACCUCCGGAGAAGGCCAACCAUGCUCCCCUUCUCGCCAGCCUCAGCACAGGAGACAGCCCAGGGGCCUGCAUCGCUGUAGCAGCCUCGUGGCUCAACUCUGGAGCCCUGACCAAAGCCAGUUCUGAUGGGGACAAGACAGUGGACGGUGUCACCAGUGGCGGCAAGAGAGCCAUGGCGGUGUACCCGUGCGAGGCCGAGCACGAAUCUGAGUUAUCCUUCCAGGUCGGAGCAAUAUUCAGCGCCGUGGCACCUUCCAGGGAACCUGGCUGGCUGGAAGGAGAGCUGGAGGGGAAGAAAGGCCUCAUCCCUGAAAACUAUGUGGAGAUGCUGUAG
Molecule: messenger RNA, 2365 nt
Organism: Salvelinus sp. IW2-2015
Lineage: Eukaryota; Metazoa; Chordata; Actinopteri; Salmoniformes; Salmonidae
Source: RefSeq, a predicted model, not a curated record